Plasmodium cynomolgi strain B is the source of this 2736-nucleotide messenger RNA. Its product is annotated as pseudouridylate synthase. Gene Ontology annotation, biological process: pseudouridine synthesis. The coding region runs from base 1 to 2736 and encodes 911 amino acids. NCBI's taxonomy places the organism in Eukaryota, Apicomplexa, Aconoidasida, Haemosporida, Plasmodiidae. The transcript has 2 exons. The record is from RefSeq and is a predicted model, not a curated record. Gene Ontology annotation, molecular function: pseudouridine synthase activity; RNA binding.
AUGUUUUUGUUGAAAGAAGCUAAUUCGUAUGAAGGCUUAGUGGAAACGAAGCGGAACCCUAUAAUGCGCCUGUGUGGGCUUCUCCCCCUGAUACUAAUCAAAAUUGCAUACUCAUUUAAAGUGAUGAAAAUUAUUAUCCCAAACACGAGUGGUCUGAACGUUGUGGAUAGCAACUUCGAGCCAAAAUACUUCAUCAAAAAUAAGUUACGUUUUGUUAGUCCCUAUGUGUACACAUAUAAGCUGUAUACGAAAAAACGAUGGAUUGGGAAAAAAAUUGCAGAUGUUCUGACCUCCGAAUUUUGUGCGUACGAUUUAAGCUACAUCAAGGAAUCUAUAAAAAAAGGCUACAUAAAAGUAAAUCAGGAAAAGGUGUCCUGUGAUUAUCUCUUAAGAAGCAAUGACCUAAUCCAACAUAAACUCCUUCUGUUCGAGAAACCAGUCAUAUGUAAUAAUAUAUUAAUUCUUUACGAAGAUAAAAAUUUUAUUUGUGUGUAUAAGUCUGCUAGUAUGCCUACCCACCCUGUUGGCUUCUACCAGUAUAACUCCCUGCUGCGAAUUUUGCAAAAUUAUAUCAGCUCGAGUUUACGAAAGGGGCAAGUCUCCUCUCAGGAGGGCAACACUGGGGAGAAUAACUUUGGGGGGAAUAACUUUGGGGGGAAUAACUUUGGGGGGAAUAACUUUGGGGAGAAUAACUCCGGGCAGAAUAACUCCGCGCAGAAUAACUCUCAGGGGGACAUCUCCCGAGAGACAAACCCAAAGGACGGCCAGGCAGAACGGAACGAAGGGGACGUCAUCAAAAUCAGCUUCAAUUUUAAGAAAGCCAAUUUUAGGGACAUUCCUGGGGUGGGGCCCCCCUCUUCUCCUCAGGAGGAACCCCAACAAGGGGAGGAAGCCAAGGGAGAGAACGCGGGAGAUAACGAGAGAAAUAGCGAGGCAGACCUGGGGAAGAGACACACAGGAGGAUACACCACUGACAAGCGCGCAGAUGUGGCAGAAAACGUGAAGAAAAGAAAACAAACAAAAACGCUUCUAGAUGAUAAUAACUGCCUGAACGAGUCAGGUCAAAAUCGUAAAAAAGUAAACACAAAUUUAAAAGGUGACAAUUCCAAUGGGGAUGAUUAUCUCACCAAGCAGAGAGAUCUAAACGGGGGGACAGGACAAACUGGGGUGUUAAACGGGAGCGUACUCUCCUUGAACGAAGUAGGACGCGUGCCAGCAGGUAGCAGCGGCUCUACUGAAGAGGGAAACAGGAAGAACGAAGGAAGGGCCAACGAGGGAGAGGCCAACGAGGGAGAGGCCAACGAAGGAAGGGCCAACGAAGGACAGGCCAACGAAGGCAGGUCAGCAAAACCGCCUGUACCGCCCAUAUCAGAGAACGCGCAACACCGGGGCAAACACCCCAAGUGCAGGAAUAACGAAAGGAAAGACAAACAGGAAAAGGACGAGUCCUACAUUUACACACUGCACAGACUGGACAAGCUAACUUCAGGCAUUGUCCUGUUUGGGAAGAAUAAAAAUUUUUCCACCUUUUUCUCACAAAACAUCUCAAAUAAUAGCAUAAAAAAGUCCUACAUUACGAGAGUAGAGGGAGACUUCCGUACCCUCAUUAGGACACUCAUGGCUGAAAAAAAAGUGAUUAACGACAGGGACAACAAAACCUUGAAUGAGUUAGUAGAAGAAUACUGCUCUGUUGGUAAGGACGAUUCGCCUCUCUCAUUCAAUGACGCCAAUUCGUUUAAAAACGACAUUUUCCUGCACAGAAAUAGGUACUGCGAGGAGGGCACCCUCAGUGGCGAGGGCGACAUGGAGGCCUUGGCGAGCAUCGUGCGCGAAAAGAGGAACUACCUACGGGAUGACUUCGACGUGGAGAAAUUCGAAUUGGGAGGUGCAGAAGGGGGGGAAGAAGCGGGUGCAGACGGAAGGCGCGCAGAUAGCAACCCAGGAGAGAGUAACCGCGAACACUGUAACCGCGAUGCCGAGGAGGACGACCCCCUCCGACAACACUUCGUCGUCGACUUCGGAUACAUGUACUGCGAAAACAAGAAGCUGCUCAAGUACGUAUUUACAAAGUACUCACAGAGGAACCGCCAAAUCGCGGAGGAGUACUGCCUGAAACCAAGCAUCACUCGAUUCAUGUUCCUGUCGUACAACCCCGAGUUGAAAGAGUCACUCGUUUUGUGUCAACCCAUAACCGGAAGGACCCACCAGAUAAGGGCCCACCUGAAGAGCCUGUCCUUCCCAAUAUCGAACGACGCUCAGUAUAAUGACAACUUCGCCAAGGAGUACAUGGAGAAGUCAGUAUAUUUGCACUUUCACGAGGGGGAGCAGCAGCCGGUGGAAGAAGGCGUGCCCACCAAGCAGGACCCAAAUGGGACAGAAAGAGGCUCAUGUGAUGAGCUAAGCUCUGCAUCGACUGCCAAACCGAACACGGACAAGAAAGAAAACCUCGAGAAAUACACCCACUUCCCUCUCAUCCCAUUCUUAAAUACAUCCUUCCAUUGGCUCUACGACGAAAAAAUCGAUUUGAACGACACAUAUAACGAAGCAGAUUUGAAUAGCUAUUUUUUUAAAAGAAUUAGCAACAUCACAUAUCACAGCUCGGGUAUAUUCCUGCACUCCUUUCGAUACACAUGGGAAAACGUGUUUGAUGUUUUUACGCUUCUUCCAAAGUGGUGUUCUUUGUUUUACCUUCCCAAGGGUUUACUCACAUUUUUGCUGUACGGCUCUCUAUCGUAA